CUCGGUAAAUUAUACCGAGUGUUUCACCGACAUUAAGCGAGAUUGAGAGUAACGUUCGAUCCUCGCUUGUGAUACUCUUUUAUCAGCAGAAUGCGUUUCGCAGACAGCUGAUUUCAAGGGGAUGCCUCUCGCGAGCGCCCUCGACACUGGUAAUCAUUUAUUAAUUUAAUCAAUUUAAUCCACUACUGAUUUCGUUAACCCCGUUGCCGAAUGCGCUGCAAAAUUUUUCGAUCCUGGCGACGAUAUUGCGAAAAUACGCGCCAGCGUUUUGAGAGAUUUGGAGAUUGUCGGUGAAAUUACGAGAAGGUCAGUCCGCGUACGCAAUAUACGCAAUCUUACGACACCCGCAUCUUUUCGUAUGCCGGUGACACAAGACAUCCUCUACCGCCGCGAUACGACGAAGUUGAAAGGACGGUUAUCAGUGGCGUAUCUAUCAGCGGCGAUAUGUCGACGGCAAGAGACCGACUAUGGAAUCAAACGGGGAAGUUUUAAUGGGAUAUGCCGCGUGGUAGCACGAAUUUAGCCUCUGUCUCCUAUUCCGCUGCAAAGGCCACUAGUAAAGAGGAAGAUUCUUUCCGAGCGGCCUCUCAGCACGAAUGAAAGGAAUUGAUCGGUGAUUCUAAAGUCCGGGGGCGGAUGUGAGAAAAAUAGUUGUGAGGGACUGCAGAAUGAAAAAUGUUCUCCACGCAGCUGGCGGAAUUGCGAACAGACGUUUGGAAAAUGUAAUCGUGGUGCAAUUUGAUUCUGGCGACAAACCAUAAUCAAAUUUAUCGCUAUCGAAAAACUGUUAUAAUGUUUAUUUAAAUAUAAAAGAAGAAAAGAAACGGCAAAUAUGAGUCAGUGGAAAUUAAUGCGCAAUAAAAUUACAAAUGUAAUAUAUUUAAAAAAAUAAAAAAUAUUUGUUAUAUUUUUAAUCAUCGAUUUUAUUGAAGUCACUUAAUUCCAAACGCGUUCAACAGUUUGACGUACAUACUUUGUAAUUCUAAAAAGUCCUGGGAUAGAAUUGAAAAUCGAUUGAUGUAAUUAAGAUUCGUAUUGAUUGAAAUUCGAAGAAAUCGUUUUUAAUGUACAUUAAAAAACGGAUGGUUUACUUUUACAUGUGUGUUGUUUGACAAAGCGACGCAAGUCGUAAAAUUUUCGAUGAAUCAUCGGAACACUGGCGAAAGAUGAAUCUUUAUCGUUGCAGCACGAGUGUAUAAGUGCAAAACAUCGAUUGCGAGAUGUCUGUAAAAUAUUUAGCCGCCUCUCCGGAAUUCUAUAUAGCGCGGCGUCGUUCUCCGAUGUGAAUUCCAAGCUACUCCGAGAGAUACGAGUGUAAACUCCCGAGAGUUUAUGUGCCCCGCUUAUAAAUAUUUCAUUACGCAAUGUAUAUCGACCAGCGACGCGUUGGAUCCGCAAAUGUUCGAACAGGGACCUGUCUUGGUCCGCAUUUUCACGGAGCACGUACAUGCAGUCACCCCCAUAGUUUCUACAAUGCCCCUCGUAAAUAUUUGAAAAUUAGACAGCAAAAGAAUUUCAUUUUAUCACACUGAAACCAUAUCAUUUCGUAAUUCUUUGCAAUUUUUAUAAUAAAAUUCCCGUUUUAAAAAUGGAACAUGUUGAUUAAAUUAUCGUAUCUCAAUUAUCUCAAUUUGACGUAGCAAUUGAGAACAAUUAAAUCUUUCGAAGGAGUUUCAGGCAGACAAAAACUAAUAAAUGCAUUCAUAGCUUUUAUUUAACCACUGGAAUCUAAUUGUUAUUUGUUCUAAUGUGAAAAUCACGUUUGCUGUUAUUGUGAUUGCAUUUAGCAGUAAUGCAAGGCGAGAAUAUGCAGCCAAACGUUCACCCUUUGAUUUUUUCUCUCUUUCUCUUUCUCCCUGUCUCUUUCUUCCUCACCGAGAACCAACCCCCUCGCGUCCACCCUCGCGAACGAGCAGGCGCGCGACGUUCGCCACGCAGGAAUCAAUAGGGGUUGCGUCGGGGUUCGCGCGGCGUCGAAGCGACGUCGGCGACGACGUAAGCGACAUCUCGUCCCGUAUCGUUUCCUGGGGGUUGUGACGAGCAGCUCUCCUCCAGGCCGUCACGGCCGCCCUCGGGACCGACCCCUGCUCUUUACCUCGCUCAAUCUUGCGAACGUCGUGACGAUGGCCGACAGCGAGUUCGAAGAAUUUCGGCACUACUUCGAGAGGCUGCCCCAACACCUCAAGGCACCGCUCUCCAACUACACGCUCGUACACGAUGUGAUGAUCGAUGACUCGCCGACAUCCUCGCAAGGAAGCGAUGGAGAUGUCGGCAGAUCCUGCGACGUCGUCACCGGCGACUCCGAGGACGAGGAAGUCGUCGUCAUCCACCGGCAUGACAACCAAAGCGGGCACACCACGCCCGAUGAUAGCGAGGAGUUGGAUCAUCAUUGCUCGAUCAUAGCUGACAGCGAUUUUAGCUUGUUCGGUGGACUGAGCAGCAGGGGUCGAUCGGUAGGCGGCGGCGGACCAGGACCAGGUGGGGGUGGUACUACCGUAUCUGGUAACGGUGGCCGGGAUAGUGUCGUCAGCGAUGUCGGCGAUUCGUGUUCCAGUUUGAGCUCCUGGCCUACGCCGGAGCACGUGCCGUCGAAUCGACCCGGAAGUGGCGGCACCGAACGCAGACGUCGAAGACUACCGGAGAUUCCUAAAAGCAAAAAAUCUUUGCCCAUGUGCCAGACGUCCAUACAGACGUCGUCCUCGCUGGCAGACGAGUUGAGUGCCGCCACCGGCUCGACGUCGGCCCGGCCUCAACUUGUCUUAAGAAAAUGUCAUCCCAGACUCCGCCACGAGGACAGUUCGCCCGACAGCGAGAGGAUGGCCACGGACAGCGGUCAUUCUACUGCUCAUUCUCCCGAUAACGGCCCCAAGAGUGUGUCACCCAUACCAUGCAAUACCCUGCAGAACACGGACUCGGUGUCGCCCAGCAGCACUCCAGGAAGCGGAGGCAUACCGUUCACUCAACUGGAACUACUCGAGGCAACGCAUCGGGGCCUGCACAAGUUCAUAUCGCGACAUCAUGACGAAAUUGAUCUUGAAAUCGGAGACCCCAUAUAUGUGCAAAAAGAGGCCGACGAUCUCUGGUGUGAAGGUGUGAAUCUGAGAACAGGGCGACAAGGUAUUUUUCCAUCGGCUUACGCAGUCGACAUGGACUACAGUGACUUCGAUCCUACCGCGCCCAAAGUGAAGAGGGAGAGAUAUCUUCUAGGUUACCUGGGCUCAGUGGAGACCCUGGCGCACAAGGGUACAGGAGUGGUUUGUCAAGCGGUGAGGAGGAUCCUUCGCAACUCCUCGCAGGAUCCACCCUCGCAGAGCUGCAUCUUGGAGGUAUCCGAUCAGGGUCUUCGAAUGGUCGACAGAAGUAAACCGCGAAAAAGUCAAGGUCCUUGUCACGAUUAUUUCUACUCGCUGAAGAAUGUAUCAUUCUGUGCAUUUCAUCCUCGCGAUCAUCGCUACCUCGGCUUCAUCACAAAGCAUCCCACUCUGCAGAGGUUCGCUUGCCACGUGUUCAUUGGUCAGGAAUCCACAAGACCCGUCGCCGAAGCUGUCGGACGCGCUUUUCAUCGGUUCUACACGAAAUUCAUCGAGACUGCUUUCCCGAUAGAGGACAUCUACAUUGAAUAAAUUGCUCUCAGUCUGACAGUCUUACAGUGGCUGCGGAGAAAAUGAUAAAUCUCACUUCCCUCCCUUAUAUCCCCUGUAUAUAUCGCCCGCUAGUUGUAGAUAUAUAAUAAUAAACGCGAAUCAAACACCC
This is a messenger RNA of Wasmannia auropunctata (little fire ant), 3753 nucleotides long. RefSeq names its product JNK-interacting protein 1 (gene Aplip1). Gene Ontology annotation, cellular component: cytoplasm. The record is from RefSeq and is a predicted model, not a curated record. Bases 2124 to 3623 code for a protein of 499 amino acids. NCBI's taxonomy places the organism in Eukaryota, Metazoa, Arthropoda, Insecta, Hymenoptera, Formicidae. Gene Ontology annotation, biological process: regulation of JNK cascade. The transcript is spliced from 9 exons. Gene Ontology annotation, molecular function: protein binding.